Drosophila persimilis is the source of this 563-nucleotide messenger RNA. RefSeq names its product 40S ribosomal protein S14a. Gene Ontology annotation, cellular component: cytosolic small ribosomal subunit; ribosome. NCBI's taxonomy places the organism in Eukaryota, Metazoa, Arthropoda, Insecta, Diptera, Drosophilidae. The record is from RefSeq and is a predicted model, not a curated record. The transcript has a single exon. Bases 50 to 505 code for a protein of 151 amino acids. Gene Ontology annotation, molecular function: mRNA 5'-UTR binding; structural constituent of ribosome; small ribosomal subunit rRNA binding. Gene Ontology annotation, biological process: ribosomal small subunit assembly; maturation of SSU-rRNA from tricistronic rRNA transcript (SSU-rRNA, 5.8S rRNA, LSU-rRNA); translation.
AACAAAUCUUUCUGCGUAUUCCACGACUCGAGCAUUUAUUGAUUGCAAAAUGCCUCCCAGAAAAUCCAAGGCCCAGAAGGAAGAGCCGCAGGUUCACUUGGGACCGCAGGUUCGCGAUGGCGAGGAAGUCUUUGGCGUGGUCCACAUCUUUUCCAGCUUUAACGACACAUUCGUCCACGUGACCGACUUGUCCGGCCGCGAAACCAUGGCCCGCGUCACUGGCGGCAUGAAGGUUAAGGCCGAUCGCGACGAGGCUUCGCCAUACGCUGCUAUGCUGGCUGCUCAGGAUGUCGCCGAGAAGUGCAAGAUCCUCGGCAUCACCGCCCUCAAAGUCAAUCUGCGGGCUACUGGCGGCAACAAAAACAAGACCCCCGGACCCGGUGGCCAGUCUGCUCUGCGUGCUCUGGCUCGUUCGGGAAUGAAGAUUGGACGCAUCGAGGACUUGACUCCCAUCCCCUCGGAUGGCACCCGCAGGAAGGGCGGUCGUCGUGGACGCCGUCUGUAGGCCAUAUUCCAUGUUGUAUCUGCUAUAAACAUAACCCUUAAAAACUAUGAAUAAAGUA